UCAAAACCUAUUACCACAAAACUGAAGUUUCCCCAUUAAUUUUGUCUGUUCUACCGGCGCAGGAAAUGGAAAGGAUUUAUUAUAAAUAAUAACAACCUUAUUGACUUAUUUUUGUCUUUUUCCUCAAGUAAAGAUCUUUUAAACAGAGAGAAUGAAGAAUAUAGUAUGUUAUAUGUUUAUAUUAAUUUGUAUGAUUUUAAUGAACAAUGCGUUUGCAAAACGAAUAACUUUACAAGGAAUAAAUAAACGAUCAAUGACGAAUCAUGAAGUGCGAGAUCUUUCAAAAGCAUCUGAUGGGAAAGGUGUCAUGGUAACGCCUGGAAAGCCUCUUACUAUCAACUUUUGUAUCAGAGUGAAUUCAAAAGUGCUUCUAAACAAUCUAAGAUUUUCCAAUUUUAAUACAAGUGCUUUAUUUAGAGUUUCAUUAGAUCAUGGCAAAUGGAUGGGAACAUAUUUUGCUCCUCCAGGGGAUAGUUAUAAUAAUUUUAGAAACACGGGUAGGUUUCCAAAACAGCAUGAAUUUGAAUCCGGAUGGCAUGUUUUGAAAAUCAAUGUAAGUGAAACAUCCUCUCCUAUAGCACUUGAUCAAAUAGAAUUUGAUGUUUUUGACGACUAUAUAACUGAAAAUAUUUUAAACUGUGAAACCAUAUGUAUACCCGAUGGCAACUUUCCCGUAAAAAAUCUCCAAUUAACAUCGCAAGCAACCAUGGGGACAAUAUUACAACGUUCAGAACCGACCAAAUGUGCAGAAGUUGAUAACAUAAAUGUUGCGCUUUUUCACCCUUACAUCAGCGAGUUUUCAAUAACUGCAUCCUUGCCUCAGUAUCUUUCAUUCUCGAACAGAAAGGAUGAAGACCUAUCCAACUGUCCACAUCUAUCACACAUUGUGUGGAAGUUUAAUCAUUUUCGUCCUCAGCCAGGUAUGCAGGUAUUACGAGACAAGGAGUCUUCCCUUCUAGUAACCAAUGGAAAUGGUCAAGACAGAAAGGGGAAACACAUUGUUGUAUUAUUUUAUCUAGAAGGUUUAAGCAAAGGUAGUAUCGAUUCUAGAAUUGGAUCGCAUUUGUUUCUGCGUUUUAAAUCGCUAAAUUCACGUACAAUAGUGAAUUUGAAAUACAGAGAGGCAAAUGGUAGUAUGACUGAAUCAGCAGAAAAAAUUUAUGACUCGUCUACAUUGGAACAUAUGUGGAAAAUUCCAGAUUUUACAUGGAGGGAGCAUGUUGAAAAUUAUCUAAUUUUAUCUGUAGAAAGUCAAUCAAAUGAAGACUUUGAAAUAGAUGAACUGCGCAUGGAAAAAAGGCCUAUGGUAGCGGACUCUGUCGAAACAAUUUACAGAAGUGAUGAUGUUAUAAUAGAGGCUGUAUUUGUUGAAUUCUGGUGGUUAGCUCCAGAAAGUAUGACUGUAACACUAACAAAUGGUAAAAAAACGAAAAAUGUAGCAUAUAUACGUUUCUAUCGACCACUGCCUUGGAAUGGCGGUUAUGCUCAAGUGCUAGUUUUAUACCAAGAUGGAAAUAUUCGUUUGCUACCAGUCGCACCAGAAGGCAUCGACUGGAUACCAUUCGGAACAUCUGUCAUUGUUGGUCAACCCCGCACCGAUUCAAAUAGACCAUAUGUUAACAUACAAGAGGUAGUAAUUGAUCCAGAACGUUGGCAAAUGGGUCUUUUAUACAAGGACGGGUCUUCUGUACGCAUGAAAAUUAACUGCACUUAUUCCGAAACACAAUUAUUUGUAAACGAUUUGUACUUUACAAAAGAUGCUUUUACAAACCCCUUUCUGACAAUACGGUCCAUGUUUGUAUCAGAAGGCAACAAUGAUGUUGACAGCAUUAAAAUCGACAACAAACAUUCAAGACAUAUAAUGGACAAUUUUGGUUCGAUACAAGGGAGAUCAUUUUCGUUUUUUAGACGGUGUAUAUCUAAACAUCUAACACUUAGUCCAGAUAUCCAAGUUGAUAUUGCAAGAACAUCUUUCAGACCAACGUUUAUACCACUGGCACAUAGACAUUUUGCUCGGCAAGUACGAAGAAUGAUGGAAAGAUCUCCGAUAAAGAAGUUGGAAACUGAUUUUCAAACAUGGCUGUAAUUCAUUUAACAUCUGAAGAAGAGUCAUUUUAAUUCUUAAUUGUGAUGUAAUAAUAUUUAAAAUGUGAGUUAAUAUAGCAAACUUAUUUUCACGAACACAUUUUUGUAAAUAGCCCUUUAUAGCAAAAACCAUGGCAAUUCAUAUUAGCGAUUUAAUCCUGGUUUGAUAUAUUCGAUACGACUUAUAUGUGUACCAAUUUUCUAAUUGCGAAAUUUGCGCCAAAAAUCGCUUGCAAAAAUUAAUUGUUUUUUUAAAUGGAUAUGUCCAUUAAUGUUGGGUAAAUCGUCUAAUUUUCCUAUUUAUUGCCAUUCGUGCAUAUACCGUUAGCGAUUUAUAUAUUUGUACUGUGACAUGUAAUUUUGAUAACAUAAUUUUAUUCUUAAACAUUGUUUACUUAUUCAAAAUAUACCUGAAUUUUAGUGGGGUUUCAUAUUUUCUAACAUGUCGAUGCAUUUUAGUGUUGUGCUAUUAUUGUGUUGUAUGUACUAUAAAGGUUAUAUUCAAUAUUGUUUAUGUUAAUUGGUCUAUACCAUGUAUUUUGAUCUUUCAAUACUGUCUCCUAGUGUUUUUGUAAAUAGAGUACAUCGACCCAGUUAUCACCACAAGUUAUAUUGAUAAAAGAGUGUCGUUUUUUUAUAUAGUAUUGACAGAUUUAACAAAGUUGCAAGACAAAAAAAUUACUUUUUGAAAAUUUGAAUCGUCUUUUUUGUUUUUGUUUUGGGUCAAUUUUUGAUAAACAGAUAAAUGAAUCUGUAGUUUCAUUUCAUGUAUUUUUUUCUUUUGUGUUUUUUUAUUGUUACUUUUUUAGUUAAUUUGUUUUGACAAUUACCAUAACUAUAUAAAUUCAAUCGGGGAUAUUUUAUAUUUUGUUGAAUCUAUUGUGUCAAUAUUGAUUGUAUUUUUUCACAUAUUUCAAAAGGAAAAUUGAUGUAAUUCUAUAUAUAUUGCACAUGCUUUCAUUUUCUUAUUUCAUAAGUCAUUCAUAUUUGAUGUUGACAUUUGAUUGAUUUAAUAAAUUAGAUAAUUAAAUAAAUUGAUUUUGUGGUAAAGAAUAAUGAAUAUUAUAUAUUACAUUAUAAAGGCAUUCAUUGUAUGUUGAUUAAGUCGUGUAAUUCCGAUAUUAUUAUUAUAAUCAUUAUAAAUAUUUUUUUUUUAUUUUAAUCAUAGCUUUGUUAAUCGUAUCUAUCACGAAACAUAUUACAGAGUAUCUCCUGUCUUACGGUACCAUUGAACCCUUAUUUCUUUCAGUAUUUCUAUAUUUGUUCCCCUGUUUGUAUGCUAACACGUAUGAUCCGUUUAUAAUUUCGUUUCUAAUUUUUGUUAAUGUAUAAACUGUGUACAUAGUUCUGCCUAUUUAUUUAUCUAUUUAUUAGACUAAGUAUGACACUUUUUUUUUGUCAUCGGAAAACUUGUACCAUCUUUUUAUCGAUUGUUAUUAUUGUAGAUAUUUAUGGCAAGUUAAUGGAUGACGUCUUAUUUCUGUUAUGUUCAUUUUAUAAAUUGCAAAUGUUUCCUUCCCAAAUAAAAACAUAUAAACCUG
This is a messenger RNA of Mytilus californianus (California mussel), 3626 nucleotides long. RefSeq lists its product as uncharacterized. The transcript is spliced from 2 exons. Bases 152 to 2086 code for a protein of 644 amino acids. NCBI's taxonomy places the organism in Eukaryota, Metazoa, Mollusca, Bivalvia, Mytilida, Mytilidae. The record is from RefSeq and is a predicted model, not a curated record.